Molecule: messenger RNA, 1419 nt
Organism: Dipodomys ordii (Ord's kangaroo rat)
Lineage: Eukaryota; Metazoa; Chordata; Mammalia; Rodentia; Heteromyidae
Exons: 6
Coding region: 1-1419 (472 amino acids)
Biological process (GO): G protein-coupled receptor signaling pathway
Cellular component (GO): membrane
Molecular function (GO): G protein-coupled receptor activity; olfactory receptor activity
Source: RefSeq, a predicted model, not a curated record
AUGUUCUGCAUUCACUCGUUUUCCUUCAUGGAGUCGGCAGUUCUCCUGGUCAUGUCCUUUGACCGUUUUGUGGCCAUCUGCCACCCCUUGAGGUACUCAGUCAUUAUCACAGUCCAGCGAGUAAUGAGGACAAGCCUGUGUGUCAUCCUCCGGGGUCCUGUGAUCCUUAUCCCUAUUGUUGUCCUCCUGAAAGCCUUUCCCUACUGCAGACGUCUGAUCCUCUCCCAUUCAUUUUGCCACCACCAGGAAGUGAUACACCUGGCAUGUGUAGACACCACCUUCAACAACUUAUAUGGACUGAGCCUGGUGGUGUUCACUGUCAUGUUGGACUUGGUGCUCAUUGCACUGUCUUAUGGAUUCAUCCUGCACACCGUGGCAGGCCUGGCCUCUCAAGAGGAGCAGCGACGAGCCUUCCAGACAUGUACCUCCCAUCUGUGUGCUGUGCUAGUGUUCUUCAUGCCCAUGAUGGGGCUCUCCCUGGUACACCGCUUCGGGAAGCAUGCCCCACCUGCUGUCCACAUUCUUUUGGCCAACAUCUACCUUUUUGUGCCUCCCAUGCUUAACCCAAUCAUAUAUAGUAUUAAGACUAAAGAGAUCUGCCGUGCCCUCAUCAAGCUCCUAGGUCUUAAAAAAAAGUUAAUUCCGAGUCCUGGAGUUGAAUCAUUCAAGUCCGGUGUCUACACUCCCAACAUCCUAGGAUCCACAUUGCCCAGAUCCAAGUGUGCACACUCCAAAGAUCCCAGUGUCCACACUCCACAGAUCCCAGUAUGCACACUCCCCUAUGCCAGUGUCCACACUCUCAACAUCCCAGUAUCCACACUGCCGAAAUCCCCAAUUCCACAUUCUCCAGAUGUCAAUCCCAGUGUCCACACUCCCCAGAUCCCAGUGUACACAAUCCCCCUAUUCCAGUUUCCACACUCCAUAGAUCCCAGUGUCCACACUCUAUCUUCCCCGUGUCCACCUACUCCAGAUCCCAGUGUCCACUCUUCCACAUCCCAAUCUCCCAGUAUCCACACCCUACGGAUCCCAGUUUUCACACUCCCCUGUUCCAAGUGUCCACACUCCCAGAUCCCUGUGUACACUCUCCUCUGCUCCCAGUGUGCCCACUCCCCAGAUCCCAUUGAUCACUCUCCCAAGAUCCCAUCCACAGAGCCCAUUGUCCAUACUUCCCAUAUCCCAGUGUGCACACUCACCUAUCCCAGUCUCCACACUCCCAAGAUCCCAGUAUCCACACUGCUAGAUCCCCGAGUCCAUACUCUCCAGAUUGUCAAGACUGCAAAGACUACAGUGUCCAAACUCCCCACAUCCCAGUAUCCAGACUCCAUAGAGUCCACUGUCCACACUGUCCAGAUCCGGAGUCAACACUCCCAGAUCCCUGUGUGCACUCAUCCCAGUGUUUCCAACCCCAGAUUCCAUUGA